AUGAAUGGAACUAAAAAGAACCAACAACAGCAAUCAUCAUCAUCGGCAACGACGACCCUCCUCAACGAAACUUAUUAUUCCAUACAACAAGUAGAACCAAUCAAUAAUAACAACAACAACAACAACACGCUUACCUUUCAUAGUAGCAGUGCUGGCAGAUCAACAACCAUGAAUCCACGUCGAAAUCUUCCCUUCAACAACAACCAUUCAACAACAACACAUUCAUCAUCCAAUUUAUCCCAUUCCUAUCAAAACACCAAGCCUUCUCCAAUAACUUCAACAACUCCUAAUCGGAACAUCAUCAAUCCCAACCAAAAAACUUCCUACCUCUCUGCAUCGUAUAAUCCCUAUAGAAAUGAAGCCUUCUCUCCGAAUAGUGGUUCACGAUUUCAUCAACCUCCGAUGGGCUCACUUUAUACGAGUUCUUUUGAAGAAGAAAAACAUCAUACCAGCGAUUAUUUUGAAGACGUUGAAGAAGAGGACGAUGAUGACAAUAAUAAUAAUAAUACACCCAUUGUGGUGAAUGAUGGAAACGACAAUUAUUAUGCAAUUGGAACCGGAGAUGCAGGGUUUUAUUAUGACAUGGAUGAUAACAAUGUAGGAAUGGGGCCUUUGGAGCAUUAUGACGAGGAUGAAGAGGCUGCCUUACUAGUGGAUGGAAGUCCACAAGAUUAUUACAAUGAUCAUCAGCAACAAAUUGGUGAGGAUCAUAGACCACAAAUUAGACGGAUACCCAAUGCUAAUAGCACGAAAAAAGCGAACAAGACUGAGACAAGAUCAUGGUUUUCAAAAUUAUUAUGUUGUUGCUUUAGACAACCAUCUCCAAAAAAAGAUUUCCAAAGCAUGUUCAAGUUUGAACAAUUAUUUUGGAAAGAUCAACAACGAAAAGCAGCACGCUACAAAAAAGAUGCAUCGACCUGGAGAUUAUUCUUUGUGACUAUGUGUUUUUGUGCUUUACAAUGUUGCUGGUCAUUACAAAUAGCUCAGUUGACGCCCUUAAUAUUAGAAAUGAAUUUUCCCAAAAUGUGGAUAACAAUAGUGUGGCUUUGCGGCCCAAUUUCAGGAAUUUUAGUGCAACCCAUAGUGGGUGUCUGGUCAGAUAAAUGUAGAAGUAGGCUAGGUAGAAGAAGACCAUUUAUUUUGACAGGCGCCAUAUUUAUCGUACUGGCGCUGUGCUUUAUUGCAAACUGUUUAGAUAUAGGAUAUGUAUUGGGAGACACAGCAGAAUAUAGCCCCUGGUCUCUUACUUUCACGAUUAUAGGAUUUUGGGUGCUAGACAUUGCAAACAAUACAUUGCAAGGACCCUGCAGAGCUCUUGUGGCAGAUAUUGCAACACAAAAUAAGCAAGAUGUUGCCAAUGCUUGUUUUACCUUUUGGGUUGGUCUUGGCAACAUUAUUGGAUAUGGAAGUAGUAUGAUUGAUUUUUCUCAAUUCAUACCCAUGUAUGCCUCUCCGAUAUGUCACAAAAAUUGUGUGAAUCUUAAAGUUGCAUUCUAUAUAGCAGCUAUUAAUGUUGUGAUAUGCUGUACUUUUACAUUACUAUUUGCAAAGGAAUAUACUUUGGAAUCGUUAGAAAACACCCUUGCUCCCAGCUAUAGGAAAAAAGAAGCAUCUCGACUGAAAGAAGAAGACAUGAUAUUUUCAAAACGACUGAAGAAAUUGUGCUGCCAUCCUAAUCCAAUCAAAAGAAUCAUUGAUUAUAUUUACAACAUACCAAGAGUCAUGAAAAUACUGUGUGUGUUUCAAUUCUUUUCAUGGAUUGGAUGGUUUGCAUUCCUUGUUUAUAUUACGGACUGGGUUGGAGAAAGUGUUUUCAGAGGAAAUCCUGAUCCACAACAUCCUGCGUAUCAACUUUACGAGACAGGAGUACGAUUUGGAUCCAUUGGUCUUGCUGGCUUCUCCGUUGUGAGCAUGUUCAUCUCACCAUUUAUUCCCAGGCUCUCGAAAAACUAUGGCACCAAGACAUUGCUCUUCUUUUCACAAGUAUUUUUGAGUUUACUGCUGUUGAUGACCUUUUUUAUCAGAAACAAAUAUUGGGCUAUUGUGUUGAUUUCAUGUUUUGGAUUGCCAUUUUCCAUCACAAAUACUCUGCCGUUUACCAUUUGCUCGACAGCAGCCAAUGACUUUAGUAAGGGUACCUUUAUGGGCAUUUUGAAUAUUUUCAUUGUGGUACCUCAAUUGAUCAUGUCUCUCUUUAAUCCUCUGGUAGUUUAUGUUUUUAAUGGAUAUACAGUAGCAACAUUGGUGGGAGGUUCGAUUGCAAGCCUUUUCUCAUCAGUGUUGGUUUGCUUUAUUCGAAUACGAAAGCCAAAGAGAAACGUUAAGAGAAAGAAGCGAUUCAAUCAAUUCUAA
This is a messenger RNA of Naegleria lovaniensis, 2352 nucleotides long. RefSeq lists its product as uncharacterized. Gene Ontology annotation, biological process: transmembrane transport. Gene Ontology annotation, cellular component: membrane. Lineage: Eukaryota; Heterolobosea; Eutetramitea; Acrasida; Naegleriidae. Gene Ontology annotation, molecular function: sucrose:proton symporter activity. The record is from RefSeq and is a predicted model, not a curated record. The transcript has 2 exons. The coding region runs from base 1 to 2352 and encodes 783 amino acids.